This is a messenger RNA of Phragmites australis (common reed), 1844 nucleotides long. RefSeq names its product cyclin-L1-1. Bases 319 to 1572 code for a protein of 417 amino acids. Gene Ontology annotation, biological process: regulation of transcription by RNA polymerase II. The record is from RefSeq and is a predicted model, not a curated record. NCBI's taxonomy places the organism in Eukaryota, Viridiplantae, Streptophyta, Magnoliopsida, Poales, Poaceae. Gene Ontology annotation, molecular function: cyclin-dependent protein serine/threonine kinase regulator activity. Gene Ontology annotation, cellular component: nucleus. The transcript has 8 exons.
CAAACGAACGGAUCAGAUCGCCCAUAGAUGCACCACGCGCCACCCCCGAAAACAAGACGGCCACCAGCAACGCAAGCUGCAGGUCCCUUUCUUCCGACCAUCUACAACCGCCGCCGCCGCCGCCGUCGUGUGCUCGCCGUGCCGCUCCCCGCUCCCCAUCGUACCAGGCUCCUCCACACAGCUGCUGAGCAUCGCAUCGCUGCGAAGACCCCCGCCCUGGCGGAGCUCGGGGGCGGCUCCGGCCCUGGCAGACGCGGGCGGUGAGGCGCCCGGAAACCAAGGGUGGCGAGGUGGAAGGGGAAGCGGACCGAGUAGAGGAUGAUCUACACGGCGAUCGACACGUUCUACCUGACGGACGAGCAGCUGCGGGACUCGCCGUCGCGGAAGGAUGGGAUCGACGAGGCCACCGAGACCGCACUCCGCGUCUACGGCUGCGACCUCAUCCAGGAGAGCGGCAUCCUCCUCAGGCUACCACAAGCAGUGAUGGCCACAGCGCAAGUAUUAUUCCAUCGCUUUUACUGCAAGAAAUCAUUUGUUCGAUUUAGUGUUAAGAGAGUUGCUGCUAGCUGCGUUUGGCUGGCAGGGAAGUUGGAGGAGAGUCCAAGGAAAUCAAAGCAUAUUAUCUUUGUCUUCCACAGAAUGGAAUGUAGGAGAGAAAAUUUGCCAAUUGAACACUUAGAUGUUUUUUCAAAGAAAUAUUCAGAACUGAGGCAUGACCUAAUAAGGACAGAACGACAUCUGUUGAAGGAGAUGGGGUUUAUUUGCCAUGUCGAACACCCCCAUAAGUUCAUAUCGAACUACCUUGCAACACUUGAAGCCCCUGAGCUGACACAAGAGGCAUGGAACCUUGCCAACGAUAGCUUGCGGACAACUCUCUGUGUACGCUUCAAGAGUGAAGUAGUAGCAUGCGGAGUUGUAUAUGCUGCAGCUAGAAGACACCUUGUUCCCCUCCCUGAAGAUCCUCCUUGGUGGACUGUCUUUGAUGCUGAUGAAGCAGGAAUUCAGGAAGUUUGCAGAGUUCUUGCUCACCUAUACAGCCUCCCCAAGGCACAAUACAUACCAGUGUAUAAAGACAAUGAUUCCUUUACUGUUAGAAGGACCUCUGAUUCACAGGCUUCAAAGGGAAGUCCAGCAAUUGCUGUUGCUAGCGAUAAGGGUACCCCUAUACCCUCAAGUUCUAGCCAGGUGAAGGAUUCUGUGACUAAGGCUGGAUCAAACAAGGUGAAGGAAAAAAGUGACGAUGAAGGUAAGCCAUUGCCUGCUGAACCCAAUGGAAAAGAAGACCCUGCUGUGAACUCGAAGAGUGAGAAGUCAGAGUCCACUGUUGACCAGAGUCGUGAAAGAGAAAGGGCUAGAUCAAGAGGGCGGGAUCAUGAUGGCAGGGGUAGGGAUUCUGAUCGUGAUAGCAGGGGCCGUGAUUCUGAUCGCGAGAGGGAUCGGAGACACCAUUCUAGGGACAAAAGUUCAGGAUACUCGGACAAGGAGAAGUCAAGGCGCCACUCAUCACGAGACCGGGGUGACUACUACAGUUCACACUCAUCUCGUGAAAAAGAUCGGCAUAGGCACCAUUGAUCAAGCUGACUUCCCAGCUUUGAUAGGUCAGGUGCAUGGAGACCGCUAGGCUGCGCCCUAUGACGCAUGGGAGGAAUCUGUAGUGCGGGUAUCAUCUCUUAAGUUGUUUUGCACUGUACAUGCGAAUUGCAAUUCAAGCCUUGUUUCCCUUCGCUUCAUUAUUUUUGCCACUGUAUUUUGCAAUGCGCCAGAUAAUGUAGCUUUACGGAGCAUGUGACCACCUUGAGUUCCUAGAAAGUGAAUUAGAAGUCACGAAACUAGUGGCUGACGUA